This is a messenger RNA of Gastrolobium bilobum, 1587 nucleotides long. RefSeq names its product polygalacturonase At1g48100. Gene Ontology annotation, biological process: carbohydrate metabolic process. The record is from RefSeq and is a predicted model, not a curated record. Lineage: Eukaryota; Viridiplantae; Streptophyta; Magnoliopsida; Fabales; Fabaceae. The coding region runs from base 52 to 1485 and encodes 477 amino acids. Gene Ontology annotation, molecular function: polygalacturonase activity. The transcript has 6 exons.
ACAUAACAUAUUGUUGAUCCAAGGUGAAAACAAUUCAGACUUGAACUCCACAUGGAUCUCAUUCGUGGGUUUCUUAUUGUCUGGAUUACUGUGAUACUUUUCAACCAUAAUCUGGGAAAUGUGGAAGGAAGAUACCACCAUCACACCAACCAGAAGAAGGUUUCACAUGUUCCUGAACCACCUGCUGAUUCUUCCCAUGAGCCAGAAAACCCUUCACCCCCUGCUAAUUCUCCAAGUGUUCCUUCUGAACCUUAUCCAAAUCCUCCCCGGGAUCCCUCUUCCAACUGUGUUUUCGAUGUAAGAUCCUUUGGGGCAGUUGGAGAUGGUUCAGCUGAUGACACACCUGCAUUCAGAGCAGCAUGGAAAGCAGCUUGUGCUGUAGAGUCAGGGGUUGUUCUAGCUCCAGAAAAUUACUGCUUUAAGAUCACUUCAACCAUUUUUUCAGGUCCAUGCAAACCGGGAUUAGUAUUUCAAGUGGAUGGUACACUCAUGGCACCAGAUGGACCGAGUUCAUGGCCAGAAGCAGAUAGCCAAAAUCAGUGGCUUGUGUUUUAUCGAUUAGACCAAAUGACUCUUAAUGGUACAGGAACAAUAGAAGGCAAUGGAGAAAAGUGGUGGGAUCUCCCCUGCAAACCUCACAGGGUAAUCAAUCAUUUUAUCUUUUUGCCAGGGCCAUGUGGUAGUCCUGCUAUGAUACGGUUCUUCAUGAGCUCCAAUUUGAAGGUGAAUGGGCUGAAAAUUCAAAACAGUCCUCAGAUCCACAUGAAAUUCGAUGGCUGCCAAGGAGUACUUAUCGAUAGGCUUUUCAUUUCUUCACCUAAACUCAGCCCCAACACCGACGGAAUUCAUGUAGAAAACUCAAAGUCUGUUGGGAUAUAUAACACCAUGAUAAGCAAUGGUGAUGAUUGCAUUUCAAUUGGACCCGGGUCCUCAAAUGUGGACAUAGUUGGUGUUACUUGUGGUCCUAGCCACGGGAUUAGCAUUGGAAGCCUUGGAGUACACAACUCCCAAGCAUGUGUCUCUAACUUAACUGUUCGUAACACCAUCAUAAAGGAAUCAGACAAUGGACUGAGAAUCAAGACAUGGCAAGGUGGGACAGGAUCUGUGGCAGGUUUGAGAUUUGAGAACAUCCAAAUGGUGAAUGUUGGGAACUGCAUCAUUAUAGACCAAUACUACUGUUUGUCAAAGGAAUGUCUAAACCAGACUUCAGCUGUCCAUGUUAAUGAUGUGUACUACACAAACAUAAAGGGUACUUAUGAUGUGAGAACCCCUCCUAUUCAUUUUGCAUGCAGUGACACUGUUGCUUGCACAAACAUAACACUCUCUGAGGUUGAGCUUUUACCAUACGAAGGAGAAUUGCUGGAUGACCCUUUUUGCUGGAAUGCUUAUGGGACUCAGGAGACUUUGACUAUACCUCCAAUUAAUUGCUUAAGGGAAGGUGACCCUGAGACAGUGGGUGAUCUUUCUGCAUAUCAAUGUAGUUGAAGAUGUUUCUUUAAAUUUUGUUGCUUAGAUAGAAGAUUUAUAUAUCAUAUACCACACGUAUAGAGUCCGUAUAACCAUUAUUAUGUGAUGAUGAUUGUGGUU